Molecule: messenger RNA, 2019 nt
Organism: Rotaria socialis
Lineage: Eukaryota; Metazoa; Rotifera; Eurotatoria; Philodinida; Philodinidae
Source: the annotation of a GenBank genome assembly
AUGUCUUCGCGAGCGGUACGAAAAACUGCAGGUCAUACAACUGAAGAUGAUCUUGCUCAAGUUUUACAAAAAGUUGGUAUUAAUAAACAUAAUGAUGAUGAUGAUGAAACUGAUUUAAUUAUAUCAAGAGGAAAUAACCAUCGACGAAAUGUAUUUGAAAUGCUAGCAGAUGAAGAGAAUAACGAUGAUGAAAAAACAGCUGUUGAUAAUGAUAAUCAAUCGAAUGAUGAUGAUAAUGUACAACAACAAUCUACAAUAUCUAAAACAAAACGAAAACGUAAAGUUAAAAAGAAGAAUAUUCAAACUCAAAAGAGUGAUCAAAAUGAUGAUGAGUUUUUGAUUGAAUCAAACGAAUCUCAACAAGAGCCGAUCGCAACUUCAACUAUACCAAAAGAAUUAUUCUCAAAUUUGCUUUCAGUUGAUAGUCGUUUAUUGAAUCCAAUAAAUGAAAUGAAAAAGAAAUUCGGAAGUAAUAUUGUUGAACAGAUUGAGCGUGAAAAUAAUCUUGCAACCCAAGUGUCAUCAGCAGCUAUGCUUGCUCAACGUCGUCGUGCACAUCCUAUGUCACAACAACGUCCGGCAACUCGAUUAGCAAAGCAAAAUGCAUUCAUAGUUCCGAAAAUAGGAUGGCCAUCAUUUUUUAAAUUGGGUUUAUCAAUGAAACCGUCAUCACCCCUAUCUGAAACAACGUUAACUAGUGGAAACUACUUUCAAUUUGAAUAUGAAAAAGACUAUCAACGAUUACAAAUUCAAUUUUUUGAUUCUGUUGAUCAACAUAAUCUUCAAGGAAUAAUGGAUAUUCUUCGCCACUAUCCUUAUCAUAUUGAUUCACUUAUUCAUUUGAGUGAUGUAAGUCGAAUGCAAGAUGAUACGCCAACAGCUGUUGAUCUUAUCGAACGUGCCUUAUACAGUUUUCAACAAUCUUUUCAUCCACUUUUCUCAAUAAUACGUGGUGAAUGUCGUUUAGAAUAUCGAAUACAAGCAAAUCGAUCUUUUUUUAUAAGUUUAUUUAAAAAUAUAAUUUUUAUUGGUGAACGAGGUUGUUCACGAACAGCAUUAGAAUUUUGUAAAGUACUUUUAAGUCUCGAUCCAAUUGAUGAUCCACUUGCAAUUCUUCUUCUUCUGGAUUAUUAUGCAAUACGUUCUGAAGAAUAUAAUUAUUUAAUACACUUUCAUACAGAACAGAAUCUACGAUUGAAUCUUGAUGGUUUACCGAAUUUCACCUAUUCAUUAGCGCUUGCAUAUUUUCGUUUAUUAUCGUUCGAUAAAGCAAAUGAAGUAUUACAAAAUGCAUUGAUACGUUUUCCAUCUAUACUGAAAUAUUUACUUGAUAAAUUAUCAGUAAAACCAGAUAGAGCAGUAGAAAAGUGUCGCUAUUUCUUUGAUAGUGAAAGACAUGAAACAAACGCACUCAAAUGUGUACAACAAUUAUAUAUUGUAAGAAUGUCAAAUGAAUGGAAAGAGAAAGAUGAAUUAGAAUUCUUAAGAAAUAAUGUUAAUCAAGUUAUUCAAAUUAUUGAACGAAAUCAAGAUUUAAGAAUUGUCAAUUACACUAAAUUACGAGAAACAUGUUAUCGUAGAACACCGAUUAAUGUUUGUCGGCAUAUCAUUCUAUCAGAAUCAAAUGAAAUACGAGGAUUUUUAUCCAAUGAUAUGGAAAAUGACGGUAGAUUUUAUAAUGUUGAUCCAUUUCCUCCGAAUGAUUCAAUUGCUAGCUUUCAAAGACCAGAAAGACCUACAAUGCAAAUUAACAAUUCAUACAAUGGAAUUGGUAUGCUUCUCCGUUCGUUACUACCUAAUUUUCAUUUAGAAAACUUUCUUGUGGCUCCUGGAGCUCAAGCUGGUGCUAUUGGAGGUGAUGCCAAUGAAAAUGAUGCCGGUAUGUUACAAGCGUUACAAGAAAGUAUUCGUGAUUUCAUUCGUGACAUUGGCCUUCCUAACAUCGGUGAAAAUCAACUUCAACAACAUCCACCUCCGGACGAGGAUGAUGAUAACGAAAAUAAUCAUGAAUUUGAUUGA